Messenger RNA from Aphanomyces astaci, 1807 nucleotides. RefSeq lists its product as hypothetical. Gene Ontology annotation, biological process: chaperone-mediated protein complex assembly; photoreceptor cell maintenance. The transcript is spliced from 6 exons. The record is from RefSeq and is a predicted model, not a curated record. NCBI's taxonomy places the organism in Eukaryota, Oomycota, Saprolegniomycetes, Saprolegniales, Verrucalvaceae. The coding region runs from base 41 to 1693 and encodes 550 amino acids. Gene Ontology annotation, molecular function: ATP-dependent protein folding chaperone; ATP binding.
CUGAGAGUUACCAUAUCUUUAUCCGGAUGUGUUCAAAGAUAUGGACUGCGCCACGUUGAACUCCAAGGCGCUCCUUCCAGCGCUUGCGGCGGCCACUGCGGUUGCGAAAACGUUGUUAGGACCAUGUCGCAGUCGAAAGCAGAUAUCAGGGGGUGGCAACGACGAGGACGGCACGACGACGAUGUUCACGGCCAACAUCGUCACUGUCGUGCGCAGCCUCCAUGUGGAGCAUCCGAUCUUUGCCAUGUUGCUCAAGACAGUCGAUACUCACAUGACUCACUUUGGCACAGGAGCGACUACCCUCGUGACGCUGGUGCACGUCUUGACGCAUGCUGCCAUGGACUUGACGCACUUACCCCCACUGCACAUAACCCGAGGAUUCAAUCGUGCAUUGGCCCAGUGUGUCCACGUCCUUACCCGCAUGCAAGUGAACGUGCACGAGUGGCUGCGGGAAACAAGUCGGCACCAUGUCAGACCUCCGCCUUCUGCGCUCACCCUUCUUGGGUCGGCACUCUCGUCCUCGCACCCAGACCGCGCCAUUGCCAUGACCACAGCUGUGGAAAUCGCAUCUUCCUUGCGGUCAUUCGACACAACCUGGCCUCAUCACGUGCAUUUCCAAGUCGCCGUCACAGGCGGCGUGGCUACGUCCAGUAUCUAUCGAGGUCUCUUGGUAGACUUGUCCGAACUCUGCGACGACGUUCAGUGGCCGCCACACCCAACCCACUUCUCGUUUUCCAGCCACCAAGUGGUUCUCGUGCAAGGAGACAUUGCAUUUAGUCUGGCCGCGUGCCGCCAAUUGGAGUCGGCGGCCUUGAUCCUGACCACCGGGGCCAUCUGUGCGCAAACCCUCGACUGGUGCCGCCAUCGCCCCAUUGGACAUGCUAUGUUGUGCGUGCCCUACCAACCGCUAGCUGUGCUUCGUCGCGUAGCCUCGACGUUUGCCGUUCGAGUGUGCGAACGAUUGUGCGAAGCCAUCGUGUUAGUAGCAGUAGUACCGUCCCCUUGUAGUCCUAGCACGGAGGCCAUGUGCAUCCAGGCGACGAUUGAACGGUUACAUUGUCGCACAUUCUUGCAGCUGCAGCACCACACAACGACGCCGCCCCCCUCCUGCUCCCCCUCCCCCCCCCCUUCCUCCACUUUAUCUACCACCCCCCUGACGGUGUUAGUUACUGGUAUGAGCAGGGCUACUGCCGACGACGCCACCGCAAACAUCACCAACGCUUUGCAUCGUCUGGCACAUGCUGUGGAGGACGAGGUCGUGCUGCCUGGCGGCGGCGCCUCGAUGGCCGCCUGUGCGUCUGCCCUCCGACGACGUCCUAUUCCAUCCCAAGACGAGGAGAUAGAAGACGAUUCGUCGAUGAUGGAACGCAUCCAGGUCAUCCACCGAUUUGGCGAUGCUCUGGACGAGUGGUGUGCGCUGGUGCUCGGCAACGCCCCCGAACACGGCGGGGGAAAUGAUUUCCUGGACAUUCAAACCAAACUCGGCGACAUUCAAACUGCAUUUGACCAAGGCAACGUCGAACCCAAGUUCCUGGAAACCACCUACUAUGGGGCGGCCCUCACGCCCCUCGUACCCCCCCGCGGAACGUUCAAAUUCGAUGGCUUCCGCUCCACCAAAGCUGCAUUGACCAGCGCCGUCCGAGUCGUGACCCUUGCGACCAACGUCGGCGUCGUGCUUAUCAACCAGUCAUAACAAUACUACCAACUUACAGCCACGAACGACGUUAUACACAGUACUCGAUCCGGUUAGUUUGGACAUGCUUUUCCAAGGAUGAUAAAAAUGUGGUAGUACAUAUUGAAAAUUCGC